UCAUCUCCCUCUAUCAUCACUGCACCUCUUGGUUCCUCCACUGAGGUUGAUGCCAGCAUGUAUGUGGCAGGUGACCCAGGAGCAAAAUGUAGACCAUGCCAACCUUUGUUUUCCAGGUUUUUUCCAGGUUUGACGUUUCUUCCCUUGACAAUAAGUUUGAGCAGUUUGUCUCUGACCCUGAAGAUCUGAAGAGGAUCUUGCAAUAUCAACAGAAGAGGGAAAAGUUGACUAAAUGUGAAUUCACCUUGAUGUCAGACUUUAUUCUCGCCACGCUCGCAUCUAAACAGACCUUGGUGGCAUCUGAAGAUGAUAUUGAUCAAAAAAUGAAUGGGGGAGCUGUGGAAGGCAUAGAAAAGUCGGAAGAGAAGACAGUGAAGCAAGAAGACAGCUGCAGCGUAGAAGACAUUUGUGAGGAUGAUGAGGAGACAGGCGACAGUUCCACUGAAACUAAUCCAAACUCUCGUCCACACGAGUACGCGCUGUCAGCUGUCGGCUGUCAGCUGUCGGCUGUCAGCUGUCGGCUCAGUACCUCUCAAUGUUAUGAAGAAGCUGGUGCUGCAGGUGACAAUACUGGAAAAGCUGCCUACCAGCCACGCAGAUGCUCGCAGAGCUCAGUGGAAGGAGCGAAGGAACAUCUGGAUCUGAGUAAAAGCAAGGAGCCAUCAAAAGAGAGCAUCCUUUCUCUUCCAGUCAGCGAAACCCUGAAAAGAGCCAAUGAAAACACCAGCCUGCGGUGCAGCAAGACUUUUGCAUCUCGUUCCUCCUUGAAGAAACAACACUUUGUUCACUCCUCCAUUCGGCCAUUCAAGUGCACUCAGUUGGACAAGUCAUGUGAAAGUCAAAAAGACCUGAAUCAACAUUUCCUUAUUCACUCUAAACCUAAAGUCCCAUCUUUUGCAUGCAGACUUUGUGAGAAGAGAUUUAAUUUUCAGGCUUUGCUUACAGUCCAUCAUGGCGGAGAGAGGCCUGGCUGUACUGCGACGAGAGGUUCCUGACAAAUGCAGUCUUGAAGUCCCAUGUGCGUAUGCUUUGUGCACUGUGCACCUGAGGAAGCAUGAGAAAGAGAAACCGUACCUGUGCAGCACAUGUGGCAUGUCCUUUUGUAGCUCCGGGGCCUUGCUGGUUCAUUCACGCACUCACACAGGGGAGCGGCCUUAUCAGAGUGAUUCCUGUGAAAAAGGUUUCGCCAUAGCUGUGCAAUGGACUGUACAUCGGAGGUUCGAAGGCCGUAUUCUCGCUCACAGUGUGACAAAUCGUUCCACUGUAGCUUGGGACUGAAGAAACACAUGAGGACACACACAGGAGAGAAACCUCACCAGUGUUUAACAUGUCACAAGACGUUUUCUCAAAAAUCCAACAAGGAAAUUCAUCUCAAAGUCCACAAAAAAAA
Messenger RNA from Scatophagus argus, 1390 nucleotides. Its product is annotated as PR domain zinc finger protein 1-like. The record is from RefSeq and is a predicted model, not a curated record. The coding region runs from base 96 to 995 and encodes 299 amino acids. Lineage: Eukaryota; Metazoa; Chordata; Actinopteri; Scatophagidae. Gene Ontology annotation, biological process: regulation of DNA-templated transcription. The transcript is spliced from 3 exons. Gene Ontology annotation, molecular function: DNA-binding transcription factor activity, RNA polymerase II-specific; RNA polymerase II cis-regulatory region sequence-specific DNA binding.